Messenger RNA from Fusarium coffeatum, 1158 nucleotides. RefSeq lists its product as uncharacterized. The coding region runs from base 1 to 1158 and encodes 385 amino acids. The transcript is spliced from 5 exons. The record is from RefSeq and is a predicted model, not a curated record. NCBI's taxonomy places the organism in Eukaryota, Fungi, Ascomycota, Sordariomycetes, Hypocreales, Nectriaceae.
AUGGAUGCUAUUGCGGAACAGUUCAUCCUGCUCUCUUUGGGCCUGAUCACCAUCUUCGUCCGCAUUGGCGUGAGAUGGCGACAGGUUGGAGUUGCGGGAUGGCAAUUGGAUGAUUAUCUGAUGCCAUUUACUGGUCUCCUCUUCACAGCCGAGACGAUAGCAGCGUAUCUCGUUGGCGCCAAAUUCCAGGGCUUGACGAAUAGUUACAUGACCGACGAACAACGCGCCGACAUCGACGUCAACAGCGAAGAACAUUACAAUCGAGUAUGGGGAUCCAAGAUUCAGGUCAUAGGCUGGUCCUUUUAUGCUUGUAUUCUUUGGUCGCUCAAGUUUUGCGUCACUGCUUUUUACGGUCGUCUUACCUCGGGCUUGUCGCAUCUAAGAAUGCGAGUUAUCGUUGCAUAUAUCAUCCUCGGAAUUACCUAUGGUGUUGUCGCUCUUACGAUUCUGCUAUCGUGUCAGCCUUUCAAUCAUUUCUGGCAGGUUACGCCUGAUCCGGGAUUGAUCUGUCAACCGACAAAGUCACCGGCCUAUGUUCUAGUCGUUGUCAUUCCCAACAUCUUGACGGAUAUCUACCUGUUGUCUAUUCCCUUACCUCUACUCUGGGGCGUCAACAUCAGCUUGCGACGCAGACUCACACUCAUGCUUCUCUUCAGCGGCGCUCUGUUCAUCAUGAUGGCGGGCACAAUUCGAGCCGUCACAAUUCUCACAGCUGGACCUGAAGGCGCAGUAUCCGGUAGCUCCUGGGCCUGUCGCGAAACCUUCGUCGCAAUCAUCGUAACCAACCUACCCAUCAUUCAACCCUUGAUCCGCAAAGGCGCCAACUUCAUCGGUCUCAGCGUCCUAUUCUCCCGCGGUACAAAAUCCGCAUCACAAAGCCACCAACUCCGCAGCAACGAAGGAGGAAGCCGCUUCAAAUCCAGCCGCAGAACGAAAAACGACACAAACACAGGCCACCCGCUAACUACAAUGCCGCAAACUUCUGCAUGGGCCAGCGACGAGCAUAUCCUUCCGGGUACAAGUAGUGGGAACGGCAAGGGGAUUGUUGUGGCGCAGGAGAUUAGCGUGCAGUCCGAGGCUUUCGAUGAUGCGAAUUUGAGCGACGUUACCAAGGGUCCUGCGGUGCAUGAUUGGGGGUACAAGACAAGGGAUCCUUGA